Anolis carolinensis (green anole) is the source of this 12390-nucleotide messenger RNA. It is a transcript of the gene baz2a, whose product is annotated as bromodomain adjacent to zinc finger domain 2A. Gene Ontology annotation, molecular function: DNA binding; protein binding. Lineage: Eukaryota; Metazoa; Chordata; Lepidosauria; Squamata; Anolidae. Gene Ontology annotation, cellular component: rDNA heterochromatin. The transcript has 29 exons. The record is from RefSeq and is a predicted model, not a curated record. The coding region runs from base 2798 to 8041 and encodes 1747 amino acids.
ACAAAUAUGAUGCUUGUUUUGGAAGAUAUAUUUUGUCAGGGUCAUACAACAAAAUAUAGGUAUUUUGAAUGCAUAAUAUUGUAGAUGGAGAUUAUAUUCUCUAAGCCUAGAUUCUUGGGUCCUGGUUCGGUAUUUUGAAACUACCUUAAACUACAUAUUAUAGUCAAUGCAUAAGAUUUUUUCUGGUACCAGAGAACCUCUUUCUUACUGGUUUAAUGUGCAUAGAAAGUAUAAUUCCAUGUCUAGAUGGUGUGGGAUGUUUUGAUGGUAAUCCCUUGUGUAUUUGUGAAGAAGUUGGACAGCUAAGAUCAUCUCUUAGUACUAGAAAGAUGACUGUGGGUGUGGUUCGAGCAGAUGAUGGUUUAGACUGAAAGAGCUUUUCAUGUGUUUGUGGAGGUGGGGUAUGAGCAAUAGGGAAUCCCUGGUAACUGACUUUGAAGUAGGUGAGAACGGUUUACUUCCUCAGCUUAAACCUGUGUGCUGAACCUUGAUGCAAGAGUCUCCCUCCCCCAUUGUUGCAGGAAGUGGCCAGGAAAUGAUAAAAUGUUUGCUGCCUUUUGAUAUGUCCCCUUUUAAUCAUAUAUGGAUUCAGUUACUAGAUCUCCCCAAGCUCUUGCCUAAAUUUGCCCUGCCUUCUCCCCAGGAGCCAACUGACACAAAAUGCUAUAGUUUAAGGUUAUCAUUUUCUUAAUAACUGCAGAGAAUUUGAAGAGGCAAUUUGUAGUGUGUUUUAUGUCUUUCUAGUUGGUCAAAGACAAUUGCCCCUGGAAAUAUUCACAUAGAACCCCAAUUGAAACUUGCAUGCCUACCUCAAACUUUUGCAUGAACAGGUAGUUUCUGAGAACUUCUUAUUCUGGGCCCUUAUUUCACAAAUGAGGAAAGAGGUUUGCAUUAAUAUAGUUCUAUGGUUGCUCAUGCACAGAUGAAUUGGUAAUAUAUAAUUAAACCUUCCAAUUGAAAUACUGAGGUUUGGCUCCUGGACCACUCAGGCACACUAAAAUCCAUGGAUGCUUGGGUCCCAUGAUAUGUAUGGUAUAAUAAAAUGGUGUCCCUUCUAUGAAAUAUCAAAAUUAAAGUUUGCUUUUUGGAUUAAAAAUAUAUUUUCAAGAUAUAGAUGGUCAACUCUAUAGAUACAGAGGCCAGAGUGAAUAAUGAACUCUUUUUAUAGAUGUGCACUAAUAGUUUCCAAUCUAUAUUUCUUGCUAUAUUUGUAAUACAGACUCCAGCAAUACAUGGAGCAAGAAUUGCCAGACAUACAAGCUGGGUUUAGAAAAGGCAGAGGAACAAGAGACCAAAUUGCCAAUAUCCGCUAGAUAAUGGAGGAAGCCAGGGAGUUUCAGAAAAACAUCUAUUUCUGCUUUAUUGACUAUUCCAAAGCCUUCGACUGCGUGGAUCAUAAUAAACUGUGGCAUGUUCUUGGUGGUAUGGGGAUACCAAGUCACCAUGUCUGUCUCCUGAGAAAUCUGUAUAAAGACCAAGUAGCCACUGUACGAACAGACCACGGAACAACAGACUGGUUCAAGAUUGGGAAAGGAGUAUGGCAGGGCUGUAUACUUUCACCUUACCUAUUCAACUUGUACGCAGAACACAUCAUGCGAUGUGCAGGGCUUGACGAAUCUAAGGCUGGAGUUAAAAUUGCUGGAAGAAACAUUAACAACCUUAGGUAUGCAGAUGAUACCACUCUGAUGGCUGAAAGUGAGGAGCAGCUGAGGAGCCUUAUCACCAAGGUGAAAGAAGAAAGUGCAAAAGCCGGGCUACAGUUAAACAUCAAGAAAUCCAAGAUCAUGGCAACCAGACUGAUUGAUGACUGGUAAAUAGAGGGAGCAAACGUGGAGGCAGUGACAGACUUUAUAUUUCUAGGCACGAACAUCACUGCAGAUGCAGACUGCAGCCGGGAAAUCAGAAGACGUUUACUUCUUGAGAGAAGAGCAAUGGUCAACUUCGACAAGAUACAGUAGAGUCUCACUUAUCCAACAUAAACAGGCCAGAAGAACGUUGGAUAAGCGAAUAUGUUGGAUAAUAAGGAGAGAUUAAGAAAAAGCCUAUUAAACAUCAAAAUAGGUUAUGAUUUUACAAAUUAAGCACCAAAACAUCAUGUUAUACAACAAAUUUGACAGAAAAAGUAGUUCAUUACACAUUAAUACUAUGUAGUAAUUACUGCAUUUACAAAUUUAGCGCCAGAAUAUCACAAUGCAUUGAAAACAUUGACUACAAAAAUGCGUUGGAUAAUCCAGAAUGUUGGAUAAGUGAGACUCUAUUGUAGUGAAAAGCAGAGACAUCACACUGGCAACGAAGGCUGCAUAGUCAAAGCAACGGUAUACCCCAUAGUAACCUAUGGAUGUGAGAGCUUGACCAUAAGGAAGGCUGAGCGAAGGAAGAUAGACGCUUUUGAACUUUGGUGGUGGAGGAAAAUCCUGAGAGUGCCUUGGACCGCAAGAAGAUCCAACCAGUCUAUCCUCCAGGAAAUAAUGCCCAGCUGCUCACUGGAGGCAAAGAUAUUCGAGGCAAAGUUGAAGUAUUUUGGCCAGAUCAUGAGAAAACAGGAAAGCUUGGAAAAGAUCAUGAUGCUGGGGAAAAAGGAAGAGAGGCCGACCAAGGGCAAGAUGGAUGGAUGGUAUCCUUGAAGUGACUGGCUUGAACUUGAAGGAACUGGGGGAGCUCUGACAGGGAGCUCUGGCAUAGACUGGUCCAUGAGGUCAUGAAGAGUCGAAAAUGACUAAACGAAUUAAGAAGACAAGUGUCAAAAAUCACCUCUGAGUAUUCCUCAUUGAAGAAAACCUAAUGACAUUAAUGGGAAAUGGAGGCAAACAACCAUUUUAACUUCACUGGCCUUCCCUCUUCACCUGUUGCCUCAGGAUUGAAACCUCCGCCUUCCUCAGGGGAUGUCUACACAAACGGAUCUUCUGUGAACUUCCCCCAGCAAGGGAAGAGUCUGAACGGAGAUGUGAAUGUUAAUGGUUUGACUACUGUAUCUCAUGCUAGUACUUCAGGGACCCGCUCCUCAACCAACACCCACCUACACCAUUCCUAUGACUAUCUCUGGAACUAUUCUCAAUAUCCAUCUGGCAAUGGCAACAACCUCAAAGACACUCCAUUGUUUUCUCAGUAUCCACUGAAUGGUAGUAUUGGGAGCAACAGACAAAGCUCAUCAGGGCAUAGCACCAAUCUUAGAGGAAGCACUGGACCAGAGUUCUGGGCUAAUGGAACCUCUGGGGCCAUGGGACUGAACUUUGACUCAACAGAGCUCUACGACUCAUUCCCUGAUGAUCAGAACUUUGAACUCUUGCAGAAUGGCCCAUCCAGCUUCUACACAUCAUCUCAGCCUUCCCCCAUGCUUGGCUCUGGCAGCCAAGAUUUCUCUGCGCAGCAGAAUGAGGCAGGCAAUGAAGAGACUGUAAAGGAAACCUCAUCUGCAGUCCCAGAAAAUGGUACCAGACUGUUGGGGAGCAUGGAGUUGGAAAACACGGAGCCAGUUGGUGAGCCACUCAACCAGGAAGCCUCUGUCUUAGAAUCCGAUGCUUGUCAUCUGGAAGAUGGCUCUCGAAUCCCUCCUCCUCUAGAAGAUUCCUUGGAGCCUUUUGAAUCGCUAGACAGAGACCCAGGAACAGGGGAUCUCUAUGAGAUGGAUACUUCUGAGCUGGUGAGCGACAAAUCCCCCCUGGAGGAUGCUCCUGAUAUUUCUGCCCUAGAUUGUCCUGGCAGUCCUUCUCUCAACCACUCUGGCUCCUUCAACCUUCUAACAGAUGACACUCAGCCUGACACCUCACUUUUUGGAAGUGCCAAUUUGCCACCUGUUCUUGGAGAAUCUGUUCUGCAAGAUAGCAGCCUGGAGCUGGCAAGUGUGAGUGAAGUGGGGCGAGAGAGUGCAGAGUUUCUAGAUUCACAAGCAUCACUUGAACCUGAAGCAGUAGAUGCUCCUGUGGGAAAAAAAUCCAAGAAGAGCUGCCCAAAAGAUCCUACAACGAAGACAGGCAAGAACAAGAAAGAUGCAUCAACUAAGAAUGAUGUUGCAAGAAGGCGGAUAGCCACAGUGGACGAGGUGUUCUAUCCUUUAAAGCAUGGGUGGCGAAGGGAGGUACGUAUCAAAAAGGGAAACAACCGCUGGCAGGGAGAGACCUGGUACUAUUCUCCAUGUGGGAAAAGGAUGAAGCAGUUUCCGGAGGUUAUAAAGUUCCUGAGUAGAAAUGCUGUGCAGAAUGUCUGCCGUGAACACUUCAGCUUCAGUCCCCGAAUGCCAGUGGGAGAUUUCUUUGAAGAACAGGAUACACCUGAGGGUCUUCAGUGGGUCCAGCUUGCAUCUGAAGAAAUUCCCUCGCGUAUCCAGGCCAUCACCGGCAAGCGUGGUCGACCCCCAAAUACUGAGAAAGCGAAGGCUAAAGAAAUGCCCAAGGUGAAACGUGGCCGGGGUCGACCUCCAAAAGUGAAAGUGUCCAGCCUUUUGAGCAAGAUAGAUGCCCGGGUUCUAAAGAAAUUGGAAGCACAAGAGGUGCUCAGUGAUGAAGACAAGCUGAAGAUGAACAAGAUCAAGAAGAAAAUGAGGCAAAAGGCUCAAAAUAAGCAAAAGCAGGAGGCUAAGGCACCAAAGCCCAAGGAGAUAAAGCCUAAAGAAGUAAAAAAGAAGCCUAAGCCCCAGGUAAAGAAAGAGAAAGAGAAGAGCAAGCCAGAAAAGAAUAAGCCAGAGAAGAUGAAAGAGAAGGUAAAGCCAAAAGAAAAAAUGAAGCCCAGGGAAAAAACGGCGGUUACUUCUGCAAAAAUUCCCCGGAAAGCAGAUAAGAAUCUCAUUGCCCAGCGGCGGCAGGAGGAACGGCAGAGACAACAAAUGAUCCUGGAAGAGAUGAAAAAGCCCAUUGAGGACAUGUGUCUGGGAGACCAGCAGCUUCUGCCAGAGUUUUCUCGCAUUCCUGGAUUGGUUUUGCCCAGCCAUGCCUUCUCAGACUGCUUAGCUAUUGUGGAAUUUCUACACAGUUAUGGCAAAGUGCUGGGUUUUGAUGUAGACAAAGAAAUUCCCAGCCUGAGUACUCUGCAAGAGGGUUUCUUCAAUGUAGGCAACAGUUUGGGUGAAGUGUUGGACCUCCUGAUAAAGCUAGUGAAGGCUGCCCUGCAUGAUCCUGGCCUCCCUCCCUAUUGCCAGUCACUGAAGAUUCUUGGGGAGAAACUCUCUGAGAUAAGUCUGAACCGUGACACUGUGUCUGAGAUCCUUCGCUGCUUCCUCAUAGCCUAUGGGGCAGAUGAUAACCUGUGUGAGAGCUUGCGUACUAAACCCUUCCAGUCACUGCCUCCAGAUCGCAAGGCUGCUGUCCUGGCCUUCUUAGUCAAUGAACUCAACAGCAGUGCUCUUAUCAUCAAUGAAAUUGACAAGACUCUAGAGAACAUGUCCAACCACAGGAGAAACAAAUGGAUCAUUGAGGGAAAACUGCGCAGAUUGAAGAUUGCCGUAGCCAAAAAGACUGGUCGUCCUGAAUCUGAAAUCAGUGGUUUGGAAGAAGGGCAGUGGCGAAGGAGCCCACGCAUCACUGAGGAACACGAGGAUAUGGACUUGGAUCAGGAAGGAAGAAAAAGAGCAUAUAAGACCCGGAAAGACUAUGAGAAUGAAAUUCCAGUUUCCAGUGUACCUGAGCUGGAGAGACAAAUUGACAAGCUGUCCAAGCGCCAGAUGUUCUUUCGCAAGAAGUUGCUCAGUGCUGCUCAGUUGCUACGAGCUUCACAGCUGGGGCAGGAUCGAUACCGGCGCCGUUAUUGGGUCCUGCCCCAUCUCGGUGGGAUUUUUAUAGAAGGUUGUGAGGCCUCUACAGCAGAUGUCCCCGAGCCACCUAAGAACACACUGGAAAAAGAAAUGGUUCUGAAGGAUGAAGAACAUGAAACACCCUCAAUCAAAAAGGAGACCACUGAUGCACCCCCAGAGACUGAGAAUAUGAACUGCACAGGCUCUCGUUCGUGGGGCCAGCCGUGGCAAGACGACGAGGGGCUUCUGCCAUCAGAGCCACUAGAGCCCAAAUCGCCAGAGCCCACAUCCAUGUCUCUCAAUGGGUUUUUGGAGGAGUCUAUGUCCCUGGGCCAGUCUCAGCAUGACCUCACCCAGUCGGCUUUCCUAUCCUGGCUCAGCCAGACACAGCAGGCUUCCUCGUUACUUGACAGCUCUGUCCUCACCCCAGAUAGUAGCCCUGGCAAAGUGGACUCUGUGCCUCCAGAUGAACCAGACUCUGCUGCAGAGGGUGAAAGCGUCACACAAACGACGCAGGUGGCCUGGUUCAAUCUGCCACCCAAGGCACCUUGUAGUGACUCCCCGUAUGCUACCUCCAUUGAACUUCCCUCUUUCAAAGCUUCCCCCCAAGUCUGUAAACCAUCGACCAGGGACCAGUCAAAGGCCUCAGUCCGGCAGCUGAAUGGCCUCUCCACCACCAGUCCAGCAUUGCCAUCACUGGCCUCCACUCCUCUCCAUUUCAGCUCCAGGAUCCCCAAUACUUGCUCCAGAGUCAAGGAAAUUCCCAGUAAAGCCCAGGGGACCCCAGGGCAGCCAAAGCGACGAGGGCGGCCCCCUACUAAACUCUUCAAGCAAAUGGAGCAGAAAUACUUGACACAACUGACAGCUCAGCCCAUACCUCCAGAGAUGCAAAGUGGCUGGUGGUGGUUACGGGACCCAGAAGAACUGGAAGCUGUGCUGCAAGUACUUCACCCACGAGGGAUCCGUGAGAAAGCCUUGUAUAAGCACCUUAUUAAGCACAAGGAUAACCUGCGGGAGGUGUAUGCCCGUGCUGCCAAUGACCCCAUUUUCCAGACUCAACCCAAGGACACCAACCAUCUAGUCUCUCUGGAAGCCCUUGCCCAGUGGUCAGUGGCUGACCGGGCCUUUGAGAUAGACCUGUCUAUUCUUCAGUGGGUGGAGGAGCUGGAGCAGCGGGUGCUCAUGGCAGAUCUGCAGAUCCGCGGUUGGACAAGUCCGAAUCCUGAUUCAGCCCGCAGUGACUUGGAGUAUUGUGAGCAUGAACUGAAACAUCUAGAGCACAUAACCAUAAAAAAUCGACGUGAAGGACCAGCAUUGCAGCGUGAAACCAAUAACCCUUUAGACCUAGCAGUACUUCGCCUGACAGACCUAGAGCAGAACCUGGAGCGGAGAUAUCUCAGAGAACCUCUCUGGCCCCCCCAUGAGGUGGUGGUAGAGAAAGCUUUGCUAAGUGACCCCAACAACCUGGAGGCGGGCAUCCCAGAAAUCACAUACGAGAUCACCCCCCGGAUGCGAAUCUGGCGUCAGACUUUGGAAAGGUGCCACAGUGCUGCCCAAGUUGCCCUGUGUAUCUGCCAGCUGGAGUGCUCUAUUGCCUGGGAGAAGUCAGUUGUCAGAGCGACUUGUCUAGUGUGCCGAAAAGGGGAUGAUGAUGAAAACCUGCUGCUGUGUGAUAGCUGCGAUCGUGGCUGCCACCUCUAUUGUCACCGGCCCAAGAUGACUGAGGUGCCAGCUGGUGACUGGUUCUGCGCCCUCUGCGUCGCUCAGAUGCAAGGGGAAUCCCCAGAUGAGUAUAGCUGUCAACGACGUGGCAAGAAACGGAAAACUGGUAGUUCUAGGACUUUUCAGGGGCAGGAGGAGCUCAGCCCUCGCUCUCGGCCAGCAGGGUCCCAACAGCGUAGUAGCCUGACAGAUGUCCCGCCACGAUACUCGGGUGAAGGACUCUCUCCCUCCAAGCGAAGAAGAGUGUCAGCACGAGGCCAGACUGCUGACCUUACCUUCUGCGAGAUCAUCUUGAUGGAGAUGGAAUCUCAUGAAGAUGCCUGGCCUUUCUUGGAACCAGUCAAUCCCCGGCUAGUGCCUGGCUACCGGAAAAUCAUCAAAAAUCCCAUGGACUUUUCUACGAUGAGGGCACGGUUACUGCGUGGCGGGUACACAAGUUGUGAGGAGUUUGCUGCUGAUGCUGCCCUGGUAUUUGACAACUGCAAGACCUUUAAUGAGGACGAGUCGGAGGUGGGCAAGGCGGGGCUGGCCAUGCGCCAGUUCUUUGAGAGCCGGUGGGAAGAAUUUUAUCAGGGAAAACAGGAGGCAGACCCAUGAAGCCAGCAGAAGGGGGAGAAGAGAGAGAAGGCCAUGGAGAAGUGUCUCCCCUUUGGCCCUGUGCUGCCUACUGUUUCUUGGGAGCGCAUUUGCUACCUGCUGAUUAUCUCCCCCCCUCCCCCUGCCUUCCCCAGAAUGACUGGACUUCUAUUGACAUUUAAUAACAGGGCGGCCUUCCUGCCCAGAUCCUCAGAAGCCCUUUCCUCAGUUCUUCGCUCCAAGCAACACAUGCUCUUUGACUGUGUAAGCCAAAUAAUAAUAAAAAGGUUUCCUUUUUUUCGAAUGGAAAAGCAACCACCCACAACCCCCACCUUAGCUGGGGCUAUUUAAUAAUAGCAAUAGUUCUUAGUGAAUGUGUAAGAACACUUUUUUCUGUGCAGUGUCAGUUCCAUGCAUUAAUGGCCAGUAAUGUGGACGUUAAGUUUCCUCCUUUUUAGAGUUGCUUUGAAAUGUAUACAAGCAGAUCACUCCUGCCUUGGGGAAUGACAGCUGUGAUGACACUGAAAUAUGCUGCUUCACUUCUCCCCCCCCCUUUUUUUUUUGGCCCUCCCAACUCUGCUUUUGCUCUGGUUUUCCCAUUCUGAGUAACCCAACCGUAGCUCUGUCCAUUUCUUUCCUUUCAGUGAUAUUCUCCUUUCUGAAUUUUUUGUGUUGUUAGAGUGGGUGCACGUUUGGGGAAGGACGGAAGAUCCACAUCAAUGCCCAGGGGGUGUGCCUACUCACUGGUUUAUUCCCUUUCAGUCAUUUGUCUUUUGUUUAACCAGGAGAUACCACUUAAUUGGAGAGCUAGACUGAUCAAACCCUUUUAUGGAAAAGUGAUGAAGGGGGUGUCAUGGUCCCAGAACUGGUUCAUAUUCAUUGGCACCCUCUUUUGUGCACACAUGCUCAUGACUGGAUUGUUUCACAUUUUGUUUCUAAGGGAGUUGAACACAAUGGGGAUAAUCCAGAAAUCCACUGAGAAACCAAAUCAUCCUUUUCUCUAAGCAUGCAAACCACAGAACCAUCCUGCUAGGUCUUCCUUCCACUUUGCCUUCGUAGGGAAUAUUUCAGAAGGGCAGCUUAUUGGAUCCACUCUGAUAUCAUAGAGCAGGGUCAUCUCUGCAUAACAAAGCAGGACAUUUUCCUUCUGAUUGUGGGUAACUUGCUGGAAUGUAUUGCUUAGCUACAAGGGACCAAAGUACAGAUGCUUUCAGAAGUGAGAAUGAGGGUCUCUUCAACUGGGAAGGGAAUGGAUUUCUGGAUGCCUCCCUCCAGCUCUACAAAAUUUAUUUUAAGAGAUUCUGGCCUUAUUGAGUGUUGUCCCUGUUCCACUAAACCCUGCCCUCGUGUAAUUCCUCAGGGAUGGCUACUGUCUACAAAGCUUGAUCUGCAGUCUAUGUGUUUGUGUGGACAGAAUUGUUUGUUUCCUGCUUUAGAACAUGAUUCCCAGUGUAUUGUUCAUAUUUUCCCCCUGAGAAAGAGAUGGGAUUAAUCCUGCUAGGAAAAAAGGAACACCGUCCUCCCUUUUUAAAAUUUGGACCGAACCAAGUAUUGCUCUCUAGAUACUGUUGGAGUACAACUCCCAUCAUUCCUUACCAUUGGCUCUGCUGGAUAGGAGGGUUGGGGAUUUCAAUUCAGCAGGAUUCCAGAAGACUGCACUAGGCUCCACUCUGUUUUAAUACCUAUCUGGACCUCAAUUUAGGCGAAGGACUAGAUGGUGGGGAAUUGGCACAGUUUCUUUCUCCCCCAUGCUGGCUACCUGUUUCCUGACUCGUGUUUUAAUGCAGAAGCUGGACAAAGUGCAGGCCACAGGCUGCAUGCAUUCCGGAUAGCUGGCGUUUGAAGCUCCCAAAGGCCCUGAAAACCCCUGCCCAUGUGGGAUUUCUUAAAAUGACACCUUCCACACUGGGAAUGUGGGAGACAAUUUUGCUAUGUUCUUGUUCUCUUACCCCUUCUGCUUCCUGGCUACGUUAGGCUCAAGGAGGGGGUUUCUCUGGGGGAAAAAAAAACUAAACAGGAACUUGAUCUCCAGAUUUUAAGAAAGCCCAUUCCUGGAUCUCAAAACUGCUGGGCAAAAUGAUUUCCUGUGAUUCCUAGGGGUUGUGAAAAGCAUGUUUAAUAAGGGUGGGGUGCCAGUCUCACAACUCCUGGCAGUGGGAACCCCUUUAAAGGGUGUGCUGCUUAAAGCACCAGACCUAGUCUGGUCCUGACUUGCAUCCAAGGCAAAGUGCAGCUUUGGACAGAACACAGAAAGAAAUACAAAGGUAAUCAUUUGCAUAUCUCCCUCUUGAUGAAGAGCAUAGCCCUGUGGAGAUGUGCUGAUUUGUACUUCUUUGCAUCUGUAAUUCAUGUGAACAUGUCUUGCAUCCUUUUUCCUGCUCCCUUUUGAAAUCUAAUGAAUAUUUUCAGAGGGGUAGCAAAGUCUUGAUUUCUUUUGCUAGUUUUCCCACAUAAGGAAGGGUACUUAUUGCAUUGAUCUGUUAUUUUCUCCUAAUGCUAUAGCUACUCAAAGCACAGUUUGUUGCAAAUAGAGCCGUGCAUAUAGCAACCAUAGCCCAGCUAGUAUUGAGAUGUGGUUUGAGCUACACCAGUUUCAAUGUGUGAUUUUCAACAUGCACAGUCCAUUGGGAAUAUCCUCUGCAUGCACUGCCCAUAAUCUUACAGCUAUAACUGUUUGCAAUUGGAUUUCUGGUGCUAGAGACCCGCUAGACUCAAACCAGUGACAGAAGUCAGUCGAUACUCCAUCCAGUCCCUCCCUGCUUCCUUCAUGUGUGUCUUAUUUAAGCAAGUUAGGAUAGAGGUAGCUGCAGAGGCAUUCUUACCAAGUAGAAAAGGAAUUAUUGGUCAUUAAGGCAGCCUUUCUCAGUCACUCAUCUCAUGCCCUGGCAUAUGGAUGCCUUCUUACCAUCUCUAUGCAGAAAGAUAGCAUACGCUGAGGGUACCUGCUUCAUACGAUUGCUAAGGAAGAUUUUUACAGGAGACUGCUUGCUGACCAAGGAAACUGAGUCAGCCAACCUGCGCAUUGUUGAGGCGCUAUGGGCUUUGAAGCCCAUCAUAUCCCAGAUGCCUUCUGAGAGUAGAGGUUCUUUACUGGUGUCUGUUCAUUAUUCUCAUAUCUUGCGCAGAGACAAGAAGGCACAUAGGACUGAUCAGAGGAGACCACUAGAUUUCCUUUUCUUCCACCACUUUGAGGUGGAUCGGAGAGAUGGAAAGCCAUCCGCUGGGACCUUAACUCCCUUGCUGCUUUUCCUAUCCAGCCUAGCUCCUCAAACCAUUGUUAAUUACGGGUAUCACUUAGGAGCAGAUCAAUGGCUGGCAGGGUCCCUGAGGUUAUGGCUUUCCUCCCGCCUGUCCUACACCCAAGUGAAGGAUCUGUGCGCUGCUGUAUGCCAUGCCUGUGUGUUCCCCCAAACUGGCGUCGACCAAUCCAAUGGCAAAAGCACUGAUGUAAGUUAAAUGUAACCACAGGUGAUGUAGCCUGGAGACCGAAACCUCCCUUACUGUGCUUCCUCCACCCAGACCUCACUCCCCCCCAGCCCCAUCCCAUUGUUUUCAACAAACGUAGCCUUUUUCUAUCAAAUAACCUCAAACGUUAUUUUAUUUUAAAUUUUGGGAUUUGUUUUCCUUUGCUUUUAAAAUAAAGUGGUAGAUUUGAAGUCUAUUUGAAACUGACUUUAUAUUAUACAUAAAUAUUUAUAUUUUAUCUAAACUUGUGCUGUAACAAAACUUCUCUUUGGUUUUUAAUGUUUUUUUUUCUUCCUGUUCUAUUGGUUUGGAUUUUUUUUUUUGCUCUGUCACGAGAAAAGUUGUAGUUUUGGAUGUGUUCAUUGUUGGGUUUUCAUUAGAAAUACUGAAAUUUUAGAUUUCAACCCUUACACCUUAAUCGAAUCCAGGUGUGUCCUGGUUUGAAUUUCAUUAGGGGAUAUGAUCUUACGCAUUUUUACACACUUGUUUUUGAACGUUAAAUUUCUCAAACUAAAAUUGAGAAUUACAACAAUUGGCCUUUUCAUUCAACUGCUGGCUUUUUCUUCCCCUUUCAUCUUGAUUUGAUGUCAGAAAGUCACCAACCCAUCAGCCUGUGAGAUGCUCUGAACAGCAGGAGGGGAAGGGGGGAUAUCAAACCUUUUUAUAUAAAUAACCAAAUGUGUUUGUUUUAGUGAAUUUUUGAUAAUGUACAGUUUUUUGUGAAUUUAAAUUGAUUUCUUUCUAUAUUUUUAGGACCAACCUCAUUUUUAAUAAGGUUUAAAAAAGAAAGAAAAAAAAUCUAGAAUUCCUGUUUGUUUUCUUGUGAUGUUUCCACAAGUACAGAUGUUAGAGUGCUUGUCAAGUUUCAAAGAAUAAACAACAAACAACCCAUGUUUGAUAGAGAA